This is a messenger RNA of Diprion similis, 1575 nucleotides long. RefSeq names its product cytochrome P450 4C1-like. The record is from RefSeq and is a predicted model, not a curated record. NCBI's taxonomy places the organism in Eukaryota, Metazoa, Arthropoda, Insecta, Hymenoptera, Diprionidae. Gene Ontology annotation, molecular function: heme binding; monooxygenase activity; oxidoreductase activity, acting on paired donors, with incorporation or reduction of molecular oxygen. Bases 1 to 1575 code for a protein of 524 amino acids. The transcript has 12 exons.
AUGGACGUUGUCGCAAUAUCCGCUUGUGUCGUCGUUUGCGCGGUAUUCUACGCGGUUGCGAAGCUCGUGAAUAAGCUCGCAAUCAGAGAUGACGCCUCCAAAUUCGAGGGACCGCCAAGCUUACCCUUGAUUGGAAGUGCCCAUCUAUUUAUAGGAGGUGGCGAAGCCAUUCUGAGAAGGACUAGAGAAUUUGAGAAGUUGUAUUGCAAGCCGUAUCGAAUAUUUAUAGGCAGCCAAGCAUAUUUCGUGACGAGUAAUCCUGACCAAAUAAAGGUGAUAUUAAAUAGUUCGAAGACUAUCGAUAAGCCUGACAAAUUCACGGAUUUCUUCCAACCAUGGCUGGGUUCAGGAUUACUCACCAGUCCCGCGCCGAUGUGGCGAGUUCACCGAAAACUGAUUCAGCCAACGUUCAGUUCUAACAUUCUCAAGUCUUUCCUCGAAAUAUUCGCCGCCAAGGCAGUGAUAUUGGUCAACCGAAUAGAGAAUCACGUAGACGGACCAGAAUUCGAAGUGCAGAAGUACUUCUCGCUGUGCACGCUGGACACAAUCUGUGGGACGGCGAUGGGUGUGGACUUGGAAGCGCAGACAAAAGGAGAAUGUCGAUACGCGGAAGCAACACGAUCGGUUCUGCGUGCUAUUUGUGCAAGAGCGUUCCAGCCAUGGUUACACCCGAAUUUCAUCUUUUACCGGACUAGACUUGGGAAAGACCACCAAGAAAAGAUUAAGUUCUUGCACAGCUUUGCCGAAAACGUGAUACAGACGAAGAAGAGGCAAAUCCUUGAGCGGACUUCUCGAUCAGGAUCAGUAGAUGAUGAAUACAAAGACUGUGAUCCGACGGCCCACCGUGAGAUAUUUUUAGACCGUCUCGUAAGAUUAUCCAGAAGCAACGAAACGCUGACAGACCGAGCGAUCCGCGAAGAAGUCGAUACAUUAAUUCUGGGUGGAAGUAACACAAUGCCAAUUGCGAUGUCGUUUUUGAUGUUGAUGCUGGCUUCUAACCAAAAUAUACAGCAUAAGGUGUACGAGGAAUUAUACGAGAUUUAUGGGGACGAAGAUGAUGGAGAGCUAAGCAUCACCGCGGAAAACUUGUCACGCAUGGUGUACUUGGAACGAGUGAUAAAAGAAACUCUCCGACUGUUUCCAGUCUUUCCGGUUAUCUUCCGAAAGGUGACGGAGGAUUUGAAUUUAGGUGAGCGCACUUUGCCAAAAGGAAGCGCAGCUGUUAUCUACAUUAUGGGAGCGCACAGAAGCGAGGAAAACUGGCUCGAUCCACUUAAGUUUGAUCCCGACAGAUUCUUACCAGAAAAAUUCGCAGAGCAACAUCCAUAUUCGUUUAUUCCUUUUUCCGGUGGACCACGAAAUUGUAUAGGCUUCAAAUACGCCAUGCUGUUCAUGAAGACGCUCGCGGCAACACUUCUUCGGAAGUACACUUUCACCAAGAAUAAAAUUGUACCGGUGGAGAAUGUCCGAAUCAAACUGGAAAGUGAAUUGCAGCCCGCAGAGCCCAUCACCGUAGGGAUCAAGAGACGGAUGCAAAAAACUGAACUUACCUCGGACACUUCCAUUUCCCCGUAA